Ornithodoros turicata is the source of this 2702-nucleotide messenger RNA. It is a transcript of the gene Lnpk, whose product is annotated as endoplasmic reticulum junction formation protein lunapark-A-like. Gene Ontology annotation, cellular component: endoplasmic reticulum tubular network. The record is from RefSeq and is a predicted model, not a curated record. The transcript has 9 exons. The coding region runs from base 178 to 1392 and encodes 404 amino acids. Lineage: Eukaryota; Metazoa; Arthropoda; Arachnida; Ixodida; Argasidae. Gene Ontology annotation, biological process: endoplasmic reticulum tubular network organization.
GCAGCACAUCUCUUCCGGUGACGUUUACUCGUGCUUCCGGUUAGUGUGAGAUGGAGCAGCGUUCGAAAAUCUGUUUCAAAACAGGGUUUCUGGCUCUGUAAUUACUAUUUUGUUUGUUGUUUAAAGACAUACACAAAAUUUACCCUACCAGGCGACUGAGGACAAACACAUGCAAGCAUGGGGGUACUGUGGUCCAGAUUCAAGCGCAAACCGGGAACAAAGGACCUUUUAGAAGACAUAGAAAAGAGAAUUGCGGACAUCAAUGACUACAAGCACACGAAAGAAAAACAACAGAAGCGUCUUGUUGGUGCCCUCAUCUCCUACUCCUGUUUGUUUUAUAUCCUGGUUGUCGUCAUUACCUAUAUCUGGUACUUCCCAGACACUGUGCAUGGACAGCUGCUCUGUGCCAUACCCCUAGUGCUUUUUCCUGUUUUAAUAAUGGUGCUUAAGAAAUUACUACAGUGGUAUUUUAGAAGAAAAAUAGAGUUGAAGAAUGAAGAGCUUGCUGACCUUAUAAGGGAAAAGAAGUCAGUCCUAAAUAAUGUCAUGGAAACGGAGACGUUCAAGGUGGCUAGAGAGAUCUUAGAAAAAUAUGAUCCUGAAACUCUGAAAAGAAGCAUUCAUCUUGAAGAAAAGGUAGAGAUGAAGCAGUUAGCAUUGCCAGAGCGAGAGUUGCGCAGACGCAUGCCUAGUUCUAAAGGCCCCCCUUCACACUACCAGAAGCUCUCUCAGUCCAGCCUUAAAGUGUCCUCCUCUGCUAACGCACCACAUGACGAGCGUCGCCUCGUAGUGGCUCCUCCGGGCAUGAUACACAGGAAUGGACAGCAUGGUCCUGCCCCAGGCCCACCCCUUCCUAGGCCUAUCCUACCCCGUGAGAGGACAGCAUUCGACAGGAUAAUAGACUUUAUGGUCGGUGAAGGGCCAAGUAGCCGCUAUGCCCUUAUUUGCUCACGCUGCUUUUGCCAUAAUGGGAUGGCCUUAAAGGAAGAGUACGAAUAUCUAGCUUUCCGGUGCUGUUACUGUUUCCACUGGAACGCAGCCAAGAAACAGCGCCCGGAGUUACCCAAGGUGAUUGAAAUUUCAAGUGGCAUGCUUGCUCUUCCUUCCACUGCUUCGUCAACAAUCACGCAGGAUAAUUCAUCAACAACAGUUGCGAAUGCUACAGCAAGCGACAAUAAAGAAGAUGAAAGUGAGAUGGAAACCUGUGACGAAGGUGUCGACAGCAAGGCAUCCAAAGAAGAAUGCUCAGAAGGCUCGCUUAUUAGGACGAGGGCACAGAUAGUGGAUGCAUCUGGUGACAUUGUAGGAAUUCCGCGAGAGGGUCCUCGGCACACGAGGCAUACAAUGACUGCCCCACGACAAAAGAGUCCGCAGUCAAAGAAAGUAGACUGAAUCUCAGAAAUGGCUGGAAUCGGGUAUAAACUCUGUGCUGCCUCAUGACUGCUGUAGCAGAUUUCAUAGAGAGAGAGAGAGAGAGAGACAAGCAUUGGGUAAGAGUCACGUGAAAGAGCUUAUAACGAUGGUGGGAGAGUGUGCUUGCUAGUGACAUGGAAGCAGCUGCCACGAGGAUGUUAUUUUAUCGAACAGAGGGUAGCAGCCGUCUUUUGCUAUUUUAAGAGAUCCCCCCCCAGGGUGAGGUAGUGCACAUUGAAGGUAGAGGAAAUUUGGCUACAUUUUUAUGGGGCUCUGUUUCUACAUUACGUAGGUCAGUCCAGGUUACUAACAAAAAAAAAAAAAACAAAGGAAAAAAUAACAGCGGGUUUCUCAUUGUUGCGGGGCUUCCUGUGUUACGUAACGCUGCAUGAAGAUGUAAUAUGUAGUACAUUUAUGACGAUCAAUGAUAAUGGUAUGCAGUUAAGCCAUGAAAAAUUUUUUUUGUGAUCUUCUCAGUGGCUCUACCUGCUGCUCUGUGUUUAACAUCACUGGUGUCUGUAACCAAGGAGAAAUCACUUUGUGUCAAACAGUUGCCAUUAACGUACCAGUUUACGGAACUCUGCGCUUUCUUGAUAAACGUUUGGAAGCCGCUUGUCUCACUUUGUAUAGUGCUUGUUACCAGACACAUACAUUGUGGUACUGCAGCCUGACAGAGUAGGUGUGGAUGAUCCAGGUGCGUUAUCGCCCGAGUGAGAUGUUUAGAAUUUACAGCAGUGGUAUUCCUAACGUCUGUACGUGUAUGUUCUGCAUUUAUUAGUUGUAAAUGUGACCGCACACUGCCUUGCUUGCGGCUGCCUUUGUGGUAAAUCAACACCUUUCCUUUAGGAAACGUGCUUUAGAUUAUACGUUGCAGGAUCAGCGGGGUUCCGAAGAUCAUUUGUGUGAUCUUGUGAUCGAAAGUAUAGGUGGAAGCAAAGGCCUUGGGUCGGGAAUUCAAACACAGUCCGUUGAGACUACUGACUCUCAACCUGAGGCGAUGUGAUGACUUGUUUCUACAUUUCUGAGCUGACGUAGAACGUGAAGGUGGAUCAUGCGGAUACUUUCUUAACCUCUUGUUUUAGAUCUCUAGUGCUGUAAGUUAUAUGAUGAAAGAUGCAUUGUUAGGCAAAUGUGUGAAAUCUUUGUGCAAUUUCAUGGGGAGGAUGUCCCUUACAUGAAGAACGAUCUGAUUCGUUUGUUCGGACUUAGGUGUGAUACUUGUUCUGGUAACUUGCGACUUAUUUCUCAGUGUGGAUGACCGAACCAUCUAGGAUAAAUGAUGAAAUUGU